Molecule: messenger RNA, 1595 nt
Organism: Arabidopsis lyrata subsp. lyrata
Lineage: Eukaryota; Viridiplantae; Streptophyta; Magnoliopsida; Brassicales; Brassicaceae
Product: gibberellin 2-beta-dioxygenase 3
Exons: 3
Coding region: 312-1319 (335 amino acids)
Biological process (GO): gibberellin catabolic process; response to light stimulus
Source: RefSeq, a predicted model, not a curated record
UGUUUGUCCAAAAAAUAGAAAGGAAAGAUAUAUCAAACAAAUUAAAAGAAAUUCCAUUACAUUUCCAGUAUAUAAUCCCCCUAAAAAAAAUCUAUAAAAGCAGUUACCAAAUUGGAAAAAUUAAAAUAACCAAAAACAGAAUAAAAAAAUCAAAAGAAAAAUGUGAACAAAAAAUCCUCUUCCCUACAAGCCUACACACAACAAGCGACUAUAAAAUACUGCUAAGAAGACACCCUUUUCACCAAAUUCACUCUCUUCGCAACAAUCUUUAUUCUUCAAAGUUUUGGUUUAAUAGACCAAAAGAGUAGACCAUGGUAAUUGUCUUACAGCCAGCCACUUUUGAUAGCAACCUCUAUGUUAACCCAAAAUGCAAACCGAGUCCGGUUUUAAUCCCUGUUAUAGACUUAACCGACUCAGACGCCAAAACCCAAAUCGUCAAGGCAUGUGAAGAGUUUGGGUUCUUCAAAGUCAUCAACCAUGAGGUCCGACCCGAUCUUUUGUCCCAGUUGGAGCAAGAAGCCAUCAAGUUCUUUGCUUCGCCUCACUCUCUCAAAGACAAGGCAAGUCCACCCGACCCGUUUGGAUACGGUACUAAACGGAUCGGACCCAAUGGUGACGUAGGCUGGCUUGAGUAUAUUCUUCUUAAUGCUAAUCUUUGCCUUGAGUCUCACAAAACCACAGCCGUUUUCCGGCACACCCCUGCAAUUUUCAGAGAGGCAGUGGAAGAGUACAUGAAAGAAAUGAAGAGAAUGUCGAGCAAAGUUCUUGAAAUGGUAGAGGAAGAGUUAAAGAUAGAGCCAAAGGAGAAGCUGAGCCAUUUGGUGAAAGUGAAGGAAAGUGAUUCGUGUCUGAGGAUGAACCAUUACCCGGAGAAGGAAGAGACUCCGGCCAAGGGAGAGAUUGGGUUCGGUGAACACACUGAUCCACAGUUGAUAUCACUGCUCAGAUCAAACGACACGAAGGGUUUUCAAAUCUGUGUCAAAGAUGGAACUUGGGUCGAUGUUUCACCUGAUCACUCCUCUUUCUUCGUUCUUGUCGGAGAUACUCUUCAGGUGAUGACAAACGGAAGAUUCAAGAGUGUGAAACAUAGAGUGGUCACUAAUACAAAAAGGUCAAGAAUAUCGAUGAUCUACUUCGCAGGUCCUCCUUUAAGCGAGAAGAUUGCACCAUUGUCAUGCCUUGUCCCAAAGCAAGAUGAUUGCCUUUAUAAUGAGUUUACUUGGUCUCAAUACAAGUUAUCUGCUUACAAGACUAAGCUUGGUGGCUAUAGGCUUGGUCUCUUUGAGAGACCACCUCCAUUUUCUUUAUCCAGUGUUUGAGGCUAUUAUUAUUUUUGGUUUUUGUAAGUCCCAACAAGAAUAACAAGCUAGAGAAAUAGAUAAGCUUUUUAUGCUUCUUAUAAUCAGGCCCAUAUAGGCCUAAUUAGACAUCUCUUAGGGAUUUUCAAAAUAUUAGCUUGUGGGUCGAAUAUUAUUUUGUAAGCCUUCAAAUCCUCUUUUUAAGCCAAGUCCAUUAUCGAAGACGAACAAGUCGCAAUCAGGAAUCUGUGAUAACAAGAUUGGUAAAAUUUCUGGAGUUGUUGUUAUCACAUUCGU